AUGGGCCUCUCAAACCCCUCGUUCCCCUCCUCUGCCGCCUUCGACGCCAUCUCCUCAGCGCUCUCGAACGAAUCUGACCGCAAAGAUGCCAUAAAACAGGGAGGUGCCAUCUUCGCCUUCACCCUCAAAAACGCCUCUAACCAAGAAGCCUCCUGGAACAUUGAUCUCAAAGAAUCCGGAGCCGUCAGCACUGGAACCGCUCCCGAAGGCAAGAAGGCAGACGUGACCUUGAUUCUGUCAGACGAGAACUUCGGGAAGUUGGUAGAGGGAAAGGCCAAGGCACAAACACUAUUCAUGAGCGGGAAGCUGAAGGUCAAGGGGAAUGUGAUGAAGGCGACCAAGCUGGAGCCGGUGUUGAGCAAGGCGCAGCAGAGUGGGGGGAAGGCGAAGUUGUGA
Messenger RNA from Cyphellophora attinorum, 396 nucleotides. RefSeq names its product Fatty acid-binding protein. NCBI's taxonomy places the organism in Eukaryota, Fungi, Ascomycota, Eurotiomycetes, Chaetothyriales, Cyphellophoraceae. Gene Ontology annotation, cellular component: cytosol. The transcript has a single exon. The record is from RefSeq and is a predicted model, not a curated record. The coding region runs from base 1 to 396 and encodes 131 amino acids.